Messenger RNA from Hyaena hyaena (striped hyena), 1411 nucleotides. RefSeq names its product hydroxysteroid 17-beta dehydrogenase 1 (gene HSD17B1). Gene Ontology annotation, cellular component: cytoplasm. Gene Ontology annotation, molecular function: estradiol 17-beta-dehydrogenase [NAD(P)+] activity. Gene Ontology annotation, biological process: estrogen biosynthetic process. Lineage: Eukaryota; Metazoa; Chordata; Mammalia; Carnivora; Hyaenidae. The transcript has 6 exons. The record is from RefSeq and is a predicted model, not a curated record. The coding region runs from base 459 to 1391 and encodes 310 amino acids.
CCCCAGCCCCCUUGCCUCAGCCUCCCCAUAUGUAAUACUAACACCUGACCUUGGGACUGAUAAGGCCCUCCCCAAAACAUUUGCUUUCACACCCUCAGCAGCAAACUUUGAACCUAUCAUUGUUCCUGUGGGACAGAGGCACACACAGGGGAAGAUGCGCCCAGGUCACUCACCGCCCACAUGAGAGUCCACGUCUGCUUGCAAAGCUUUGCCCUCCCUCUGACCAGCAAUGGAAGAAGGGGUAUUCCGAGCAGGGGCCUCAUCUCUGCUUUGACCGAGAUACAUGGUGGGGAGAGGAGGUCCCAGACUGGCGGGAGGGCUCAGCCUUGAGAUUAUGCUGGAGACACAACAAGGGGUGGGCACCCCGUAGGCGGGGCAAGGCAGGGCCUCUCAAGCUCAGCGACCGGAGCCUUGAGCCUUGCAUUCCCCUGCCCCUGUCCAAACGCGCCCGGCUCCCCAUGGACCGCACGGUGGUGCUCAUCACCGGCUGCUCCUCGGGCAUUGGCCUGCACCUGGCCCUGCGUCUGGCAUCUGACCCCUCCAGGAGCUUCAAAGUGUAUGCCACGCUGCGGGACCUGGGGGCGCAGGGCCCACUGUGGGAGGCGGCUCAGUCCCGAGGGUGCCCUCCUGGCUCCCUGGAGACGUUGCAGCUGGACGUGAGGGAUGCAGAUUCCGUGGCCGCUGCUCGCGCACGCGUGACGGAGGGCCGCGUGGACGUGCUGGUGUGUAAUGCGGGCCGGGGCCUGCUCGGGCCGCUGGAGGCGCAUGAGGCUGGCGCCGUCGGGUCUGUGCUGGACGUGAACGUGGCAGGGACGGUGCGGACACUGCAGGCCUUCCUCCCGGACAUGAAGCGUCGCCGCUCGGGACGCAUAUUGGUGACGGGGAGCUUCGGCGGCUUGAUGGGGUUGCCAUUCAACGCCGUUUACUGCGCCAGCAAGUUCGCAGUCGAAGGUCUAUGCGAGAGUUUGGCGGUUCUGCUGCCGCCCUUCGGGGUCCACGUGAGCCUCAUCGAGUGCGGCCCGGUGCGCACCGCCUUCCAGGAUAAGCUGGAGGGCGGCCCGGGCGGAGCGCUGAACGGCGCGGACGCGGAGACCCGCGACCUCUUCUCCCGCUACCAGCGCCAUUUGGAGCGGAUCUUACGCGAGGCGGCGCAGGACCCGGAGGAGGUUACCGAGGUCUUCCUCGCGGCGCUGCGCGACCCGCGUCCCGCGCUGCGCUACUUCUGCACGGAGCGCUUCCUGCCCCUGGUGCGCAUGCGCCUGGCCGACCCCAGCGGCCGCAGCUACGUCGCCGCCAUGCACCGCGCCGCGUUCGCCGACGAGCCCGCCGAGGAGUUCGCUGCGGACCUGGGCGGCCCCGCGCUCGGCGCUCCUCCAGCCGCCCCGCAAUAAAGGCUUGGCCCGCCGCUGUC